GGCUCAAUCUGAUCUGAAGAGAGUAGCAGAUCAGCAUUGGAGUGAUGGGGCCUUAGAGGCCGACUUACGACGAGCUGACUUCAUAUUUAGACGACGUGCCAUGGAAGAUGCAUACAUGGCAUUGAAGGUAGAAGAUGUACUGCUUUUUUUUCCAACAUCGUUGUGGUUUUAUAAGAAACAUUCAUGACAUGAUGGCAAACAAAUUUUACCAAUUUCCUUCAAAUGAAAGGUCUUUCUCUCUCAAAGAUAAAAUGGGAUUCAUUACACUCAAAAAGAAUGGGAAAGCUCUUGAUCUAUUUGCAGAUGAGGUCACAACAGACCGUAUGCAAGCCAUUCAGGAAGCUUAUUGGACUAUGGCAUCUGCCUUACUGCCAUCUAGUCCAUGAUUCUAGCACAAGUCUUAUGGCUCUGAGAACUAUCAUCUAACAGUUUUCACUAGGAUGUAACUAUCUUACAACGAUGAGUCUCGAAGCUUCA
This is a messenger RNA of Zingiber officinale, 477 nucleotides long. RefSeq names its product senescence-associated protein OSA15, chloroplastic-like. The transcript has 5 exons. The coding region runs from base 135 to 386 and encodes 83 amino acids. Gene Ontology annotation, biological process: leaf senescence; cellular response to oxidative stress. Lineage: Eukaryota; Viridiplantae; Streptophyta; Magnoliopsida; Zingiberales; Zingiberaceae. Gene Ontology annotation, cellular component: chloroplast. The record is from RefSeq and is a predicted model, not a curated record.